AUGAACGACGCACAGGACAGCAAACGACGCUCUGCCUCAAUGAAGAGGACACAUUCACAUCAGCACUAUGCGCCGACUAUCCCGAUACCAUCACCUCCGCCUCUGACGGAAAUUUCUGCGUGCCCGCCAUCGUCUUCACGAACACCCUUGCUGCUGGGCGACGAAAAGACAGCGGAAGCUGGGCCUUCACGACCGUCACAUAUCCCUCGGCGGCCAGUCCUCGCCCGACGAAGAACGUCCAAAAAGGAAUACGUCCACCCAUACCUCUCGGGCAACUUUGCACCCGUCACCACCGAGAUCCCACUCACAGACUGUCUCUUUGAAGGCACAAUACCGAAAGAGUUUGCGGGCAGCCAAUACGUUCGCAAUGGAGGCAACCCGCUAGCCAACUCGGAGCUGGACCGCGAUGCGCACUGGUUCGAUGCAGACGGCAUGCUAGCCGGCGUCCUCUUCCGACGCACACCCGAAGGCGAUAUCCAACCAUGCUUCCUCAACCGGUUCAUCCUCACCGAUCUGCUGCUCUCGACACCAGAGCACUCACGGCUACCCUUCGUGCCGAGCAUCGCGACGCUCGUCAACCCACACACGUCCAUCUUCUGGCUCAUGUGCGAGAUCAUCCGCACCUUCAUCCUCUCCAUGCUCACCUGGUUGCCCGGUCUCGGUCUCGGCAGCGACCAGAAGCUGAAGCGCAUUAGCGUGGCCAACACCAGUGUCUUCUGGCAUGACGGCAAGGCGAUGGCGGGCUGCGAGAGUGGACCGCCGAUGCGGGUCAUGCUACCUGGUCUCGAGACGGCGGGCUGGUACACGGGCGAGGACGAUGACGAGGAUCAGGCAUUCGAUGAGAAGAGCGGAAAGGCGAUCACUAGCAAAAGCGACAAGAAAGGAUUCGGCGGUGGACCGCCCAUCAUCAGCAUGCUGCGCGAAUUCACCACCGCCCACCCGAAAGUCGACCCCAAGACUCAGGAGCUUCUUCUUUACCACAUGUGCUUCGAGCCGCCCUACCUGCGCAUCAGCGUCAUCCCACCUAGUCGAUCGCAGCAAUCUCUCCAAGGAACUGACGCGAGAACGAUCAAGGGCAAAGCGGUGCGUGGGCUCAAACAGCCCAAGAUGAUGCACGACUUUGGCGCCACCUCGACGCACACGGUCAUCAUCGACGUGCCGCUCUCGCUCGACAUGAUGAAUCUCGUUCGUGGCAAGCCGAUUCUGCACUACGACCCAACCCAGGCGUGUCGGUUCGGAGUUCUGCCGCGAUACGCACCGGAGGAGGUGCGCUGGUUCGAGAGUCCCGAGGCGUGCUGCGUGUAUCACACUGCGAACAGCUGGAACGACGAAGGCAAGCUCGGUGCGGAGGAGGCCGGCACUACGGGCAUCAACAUGCUCGGUUGCCGACUCAACAGCGCUACGCUCGUCUAUUCUGCCGGAAACUUGCUUCCGCCAUCGCACGUCCUACCGCCACCGAAUUGUCCUGAAAAGUGUCAGCUCUACUACUGGCGUUUCGACCUGGAGCGUUCUGACACCAACAUGGUAAGCCACGAAUUCGCGCUCUCCGAUGUGCCGUUCGAGUUCCCGACGAUCAACGAGGAGUACUCGAUGCAGCAGGCGCGCUACGUCUACGGCACGUCGAUGCGCGACGGGACGUUCGAUGCCGGGCUCGGCAAGGCCGCGAAGAUCGAUGCGCUGGUCAAGAUCGACGCGGCUUCUCUCAUCCGCAAGGGUAAGGCGAUGUGGGGUCAAGGUCGAUUGCGUGCGGGGGACAGCGUGGAUACUCGGACUGUCGAGGAGGUGCUCUCUGCGCAACGCGAUGGUACCGCUACGCCGGAUGAUGCGAUCAAGAUCUUCGAGAUGCCCCGAGGCUGGUAUGCGCAAGAAACGACGUUUGUACCGCGACGCACAGGCUCUUGCGAGGAAGACGACGGCUGGCUCGUAUGCUACGUGUUUGACGAGGCGACAGGACUGCAUCCCUCCACGGGCGACGUGCUUCCGGGCGCAACGAGCGAGCUGUGGAUCAUCGAUGCGAAGAACAUGCGAGACGUCGUGUGCCGCGUCAAGCUACCCCAACGUGUGCCGUACGGACUGCACGGAACGCUGUUUACGGAGGAGCAGAUCGCAGCGCAGAAACCGAUCGAUCCGAAACACGUCAGGAGCUGGGCUCAGUCGGUGGACCGGGCGGAUCCGUUCUCGGAAAGCCUCGUCGGGUCGACGGUGUACAGCGCGAGUGGAAAGGCAGGGAGCAAGUUCAAGGAUGGCAAGGAGACGUAUGCGGCGUUCUUGCGGGAUCCCGUCAGGAUUGGAGCUUGGUGGAUCAAGAGGAACAUCGAGCUGCUGAUUGCCUAG
Messenger RNA from Kalmanozyma brasiliensis GHG001, 2334 nucleotides. Its product is annotated as Carotenoid oxygenase. Gene Ontology annotation, molecular function: carotenoid dioxygenase activity. Gene Ontology annotation, biological process: carotene catabolic process. Lineage: Eukaryota; Fungi; Basidiomycota; Ustilaginomycetes; Ustilaginales. The record is from RefSeq and is a predicted model, not a curated record. The transcript has a single exon. Bases 1 to 2334 code for a protein of 777 amino acids.